Messenger RNA from Penicillium cinerascens, 2085 nucleotides. RefSeq lists its product as uncharacterized. The transcript is spliced from 6 exons. Gene Ontology annotation, biological process: positive regulation of GTPase activity. The coding region runs from base 1 to 2085 and encodes 694 amino acids. The record is from RefSeq and is a predicted model, not a curated record. Gene Ontology annotation, cellular component: cytosol. Gene Ontology annotation, molecular function: guanyl-nucleotide exchange factor activity. NCBI's taxonomy places the organism in Eukaryota, Fungi, Ascomycota, Eurotiomycetes, Eurotiales, Aspergillaceae.
AUGUCUUCAGGUGAAAUAUAUACUACCCUGGCUGGCGAUGGCUCUGCUAUCCGUACUCCGGCCCCGGCGUCUGGACUCGACUUGCCUUCUGUGGAUCUGGUUCUCCAAGACCUUCCCCAAAUAUCUACAUCUCUACCAUCCAGAGACACAGAGACGAUUGACUCUGAAGAACAAGAGAUGAUGUUUCGUUCCUUGAAAAGCAUCAUUGAACCUGUCGAGGGGACGGCUGAGGUUGCAGGUAGCUUCGAUCUCAAGGAACUUCACGCAUCCCUGGAACAAGCGGAUGCCGAUGCACGUCGCGGCCGGCGAGACCUCGAGUCUCUGCGGAGUGUGCGUACCAUUAUUGACCGUCUCUGGUCCUGCAAUUCCGAGUAUCUGGCUCAGGCGGCUGAAGUGCUAGCCAACGGGAGUCGAGACCCGUCCUGGCGUAUUCCAUUCGGCCAGUCCGGUAUAUUGAAGUUCUUCUUGGAGAUCAUCUCAUCGAAGGAAGAAAAUGAUACCGGACUGUUACUUCACGCUUUGCGUCUUGUUGGCAAUUCGUGUGCUGAUACAGAUGAAAACAGGGACAUUGUUAUCAAGGACAACUAUACCCUUGCUGUCAUACGGCACUUCUUGAACCCGGAGUUAAUUCAGGUUGCGAUCCCUGUAAUUUACAAUAUUUGCAUGGAUUACGAGCCCGCACACUCUCAGAUGGCUGCGAAUAUGACGGCGUAUAUACUGCUGAGACUCCUGAAAGACGGUGCCAUGAAGGAGAACGAUGCUUUACUGAGCUUUUCCUACGACUUGGUUGAGCUGGCUUCGGAGCAAGUGCAAGGAAUUGAGAACUCUCCCGGUGGCACGAUCCUGCUACUUAUGGAUCUCGCCCAGGACGAAGACAUGACUCUCGAGUACUACUCGCCCCUGGUAAAUUCUCUCGCCAAAUACCUGGAAAACGAAAGGUUCCAGAAUGUCUGCAUUUCAGACGGCAUGGUUGAAGGUGUCCUGGUUACCUUGCGCCGAUCUUUCUCCAUCGAAAUCGACCAGUCUUCUGUGGAGGAAACUAAAGCCAUUCUCCAACUACGUCUCAAGAUUAACCAAGCCCUGGCCGAAGUUUCAGCAUCAUCGCUGUUUAUGGAGCACUAUCCUCUCAAUUCUGCCCUUUCGCAGACGUUGAAGUCAUGGGUCGUUGCCGACGAUGAUCAACUUCAGAUCUGUGCAUGUGUCAUGCUUGGCAAUUUGGCUCGAUCUGACGAAGUCUGUCAAGUGAUGGUACGAGACCUGAAGAUCCACGAGGAAUUGAUUUCUCUCCUGAACAGCGACGCGCGCGGAGCGGUCCUUCACUCUGCUCUGGGUUUCCUGAAGAACCUUGCAAUUGCUGGUGAUAACCGUGUUAGCCUCGCAGAGGCCGGAAUCAUUCCAGCCGUGUCGCGCUUGUGGGCAUAUGACUCUGUCCCACAGGUCCAGUUCUCAGCCGCAUCAAUUGCCAGACAGGUCAUUAUUUCUUCCGUUGAAAAUAUUGCUCAUCUGCUGGCGCCUCUGUCCCAGGAUCCGGAUUCUCCGGAACAAGAACGGACAUAUCUGUCUCUACUCUUGUCUCUGUUUGAGAAAUCGGACUCUUCGCCGAUAAAGACGGAGAUCGGCCGCACUAUCGCUUCUAUCUGCCGGACCAUCAGUCCUAAAGCCCGGGAGGGAGAUGAGAAAGCAAUUUCCAUCUUGAACAAGCUGUACGGUUUGCACGAUGGCGUUGCUCGUCCUCUUGGUGCUAUGACUACGCAGACCCAAUGGCCUGUCGUUCGUAGUGAGGGAUGGUUUGCUUUGGCUUUGAUGGCGAACAACAAGUCUGGGUGUGUUGAGGUGGUCGAUUGUCUCCAGCAAGAGGAGGUGAUGGAACUUCUCAAAGCGACACUGAGUGCGGACCCAUCGAGCGAGAAAGAAUUCGAGGAAACAAACAGCUCUCAGGUCUCCAAAGACCGCGAUAAUGCUUUUGUUCUUGUGCAAGAGUUGUUGAAGAACGAGUCUGGUGCACUUCCGGCAGGCUACCGGGAUACCAUUGAAGAUAUGGUCCGUGAUGCCUCGCAACGCUUGAAAAUGCCCUUCAAUAGCUAG